Messenger RNA from Phragmites australis (common reed), 741 nucleotides. RefSeq names its product aspartyl protease APCB1-like. Gene Ontology annotation, molecular function: aspartic-type endopeptidase activity. Gene Ontology annotation, biological process: proteolysis. The transcript is spliced from 6 exons. The annotation marks the transcript as partial. The record is from RefSeq and is a predicted model, not a curated record. NCBI's taxonomy places the organism in Eukaryota, Viridiplantae, Streptophyta, Magnoliopsida, Poales, Poaceae.
CCAGCAAAGACUGAUGGGAUCCUCGGACUUAGCAGUGCAGCGAUAAGCCUUCCCAAUCAGCUGGCUAUGCACGGGAUUAUUUCCAAUGUUUUCGGCCAUUGUAUCACUAGAGAGCAAGGUGGUGGAGGAUAUAUGUUUCUAGGUGAUAAUUAUGUACCUAGAUGGGGAAUGACAUGGACUUCUAUUCGAAGUGGUCCAGAUAACUUAUAUCACACAGAGGUCCAGAGUGUAAAAUAUGUAGAUCAACAGCUCAGUAUGCGUGAACAGGCAGGAAACUCGGUUCAAGUGAUUUUUGACAGUGGAAGCUCGUAUACAUACCUCCCAGAUGAAAUAUACGAAAACAUUAUUGCAGCUAAUAAAUAUGUCUCCCUGGGUUUUGUCCAAGAUAGUUCAGACCAUACAUUACCUUUAUGCUGGAAAUCUGACUUUCCUGUGAGGUAUCUGGAAGAUGUCAAGCAGUUCUUCAAGCCCUUGAACCUUCAUUUUGGGAAAAAAUGGCUUGUCAUGUCUAAAGCAUUCACUAUUUCUCCUGAGGAUUACUUGGUCAUCAGUGAUAAAGGAAAUGUCUGUCUGGGGCUUCUUAAUGGAACGGAGAUUAAUCACGGGUCAACCAUUGUAGUCGGAGAUGUUUCUCUACGCGGCAAAUUACUUGUGUAUGACAAUCAACGGAGGCAGAUUGGGUGGGCAAAUUCAGACUGCACCAAGCCACAAACACAAAAGGGCUUUCCCUUCUUCCUCUGA